CCAUUCCAUCGCUCAUCCGUCAAUUCUCCAUUCGUUGUUGAUUUAAUUUUUGUUGGUUGUUAAUAUAUCGUUUUGUUUCUAAAUCGGCAGAAAAUUCAAAUAUAUUAAAAUGGAAGUAGUAGCUGAGGAAUCUCCGAAAGACAAUACAGUAUCAGAAAAUAAUAUAGGCGACUGUGAGAAAUUACCAACCCCACCUCCUCAGGAACCGCCAAAAAAGUCAAAGAAGGAAGACAGGUCAAAAAAAGAUGACAAAAAUGUUGAACAAUUCAUGAAAUCUCUAAAUUCAGUUCCAACAUUAGAAGAAAAGUUCUCUCUAGUUUGUAAAAAGUACUCACAGGCGGCUGAUGAUAAUAAGAAGAUGCAGUUCUAUAUAAAACAAUCAGAUAAAAGAUAUGCUUUGCUGCUGAAAGAGAAGGAACAACUACAGCAUGAGUACAAUAAGACUGUACUUGUCAAGUCUAAACUAGAGAAUCUUUGCCGAGAAUUACAGAAACAGAACAAAGCUAUUAAGGAAGAAUCUCUUUUAAAAAUAAGAGAAGAAGAGGAAAGACGUAAGGAGACACAGGCCAAGUUUCAGAACACGCUGUCUGAGAUCACAGCACUUUUGCAGCAGAACAAUGAGAAGAGUGCCAAGCUCCGAGAUGACAAUAUCAAUAUGACAGAGAAGUUCAAGAGUCUAAUGCAGCAGCACCAGAUACGGGAACAACAGAUAACAAAAAUGACGAAACAAAUGGGAUUAGAAUCUGAACUAUCGGAGGCAAAACUACAGAAGGCAUCUUUAGAACAUCAAGCAGAGAAGGAAAGACUUUUAGCGGAGAUUGAGCAGAUGAAGAUGACAUUGGCACAGUACCGUGCCAAGGUUAUGGAGAUGCAGACCAAUGAGACUGCGCUCAAAGGUCAGCUGGCGGUGUACACGGACAAGUAUGAUGAGUUCCAGACAGCAUUGGUGAAGAGUAAUCAACUUUUUGGUGGCUUCAAGGAACAAAUGGACAAGAUGUCUAAGAAGAUUCAGAAGUUAGAGAAGGAGUCGCUGUCGUGGAAGAAGCGUUGGGAGACAUCUCAGACAGCGCUGCUGGACAUGUGCGGGGAGCGGCAGGCCAGCGAGGAGCGCGCCGCCGCCAGCACCAGGCAGCUGCAUCGCAUGCAGGGUCUCUGCCGCACGCUGCAGGCGGAGCGCACAGCACUGCUCAACACGCUGAAGGAGCACAACAUAGAGCGUCCUCCGCUGCCUGCGCCCACCGCCUCGCCGCCCACGCCUUCUCCGGCGCCCACACCUGCGCCCACGCCCACCAACACGCCCAACAACAACAAGAUGGAAGCGAUGGCGGCGAAUUGUGAACAACUUAGACAGAGCUUAGCUCAGUUACAAACUCAAUUAGACGUUUUAACAACGGCCAAAAACGAGCCCGUCAAAGAGAAACUAAAAUCUGAAAAGCAAAAGAAAUCCAAAUCGAAAAAGAGUAAAGCGGAGAAACAGGCGCAAAAAAUGGCCGCUGAAAAAAUUGAUACUAAAGAAGAAAGCGAUUCAAGCGCCCCCAAAGAAACUACGGAUGAGAAUAAAACUAAUGUAGAUGCAAAUGAACAUAUAGAAGAGAAAAUAGAUGAAACAGUGAAUUUAUUACAAGCUAUUAAUAACGUAGAAAUGAAAGAAAUAAACAAUGAGGAAGAAAUUAAUGAAAAAAGUGCAGUAUUAAUAAAUUCUAAUGACAAAUUGGAAGAUAAAAUUCCUACAGAUGUAGCAGAAGUAACAGAAGUAAAUGAAGAAGUUUGUAAUGAUAAAGAAGUUCCCGGAGAAGCAAAAAAUGUGAACCAAGUUACGUUAAGUUCAAACGAUGAGAUUGCACAUAUAGAAGAGGUGAAAUGUAUAUCAAAUGAAGGCUAACUCUGUGUCAAACUGUAUAUAGUAUUUUCUACAUCAUUUUAUAUGAGAAAAGUUAACUUUUUUAAUAUUCAUUGUGGUGUGUUUUAAAUGAAGUAUGUUCCUACGAGGCCUAACAGUGACUUAUUCAUACCAGUGAAGUGUUUUUUUUACUUAAAAUCGAAUGUGGACAAGAUUAUGUU
Molecule: messenger RNA, 2061 nt
Organism: Papilio machaon (common yellow swallowtail)
Lineage: Eukaryota; Metazoa; Arthropoda; Insecta; Lepidoptera; Papilionidae
Product: gamma-taxilin
Exons: 7
Coding region: 110-1882 (590 amino acids)
Molecular function (GO): syntaxin binding
Source: RefSeq, a predicted model, not a curated record